Penicillium argentinense is the source of this 1998-nucleotide messenger RNA. RefSeq names its product putative phenol 2-monooxygenase. Bases 1 to 1998 code for a protein of 665 amino acids. The record is from RefSeq and is a predicted model, not a curated record. Gene Ontology annotation, molecular function: FAD binding. The transcript has 5 exons. NCBI's taxonomy places the organism in Eukaryota, Fungi, Ascomycota, Eurotiomycetes, Eurotiales, Aspergillaceae.
AUGACCAUGACCCAGGAGACUGAGGCCGUUGAGUCGCAGACCGAUGUCCUCAUCAUCGGCGCGGGGCCUUCCGGCUUGAUGGCCGCCUACUGGAUGGCUGUCUGCGGUGUACGAGCCCGGAUUAUCGACAAGAAGGGAACAAAGGUCUUUACGGGCCAGGCUGAUGGACUGCGCCCGAGAACCCUGGAGCUGUUUGAUAGCAUGGGCUUCCAGCAUCGUGUCAUUCACGAGGGACAUGUAGCUGUCGAAGCAAAUUUUUGGGUUCCUGAUGAAAAUGGCAAACUGACUCGACAAGGGCCCCAUUGUAGCCCCAAAAUUAACGAGUCAAACCAUUACAACAUGCUUCUAAAUCAAGGGCGCAUCGAGCGGUUUGUGAUUGAUACGAUCCACAAAUAUUCAGAUCUCGAGGUAGAAAGAGGUGUCAUCGCCGAGUCUUUUGAAUACGACGAAACCCUUGAGGAUAAUCCGGAUGCGUAUCCGAUCACGGUUAAGCUGCGAACUCUCAGUGACGAAGAGGCGAAUCCUGCCCAUCUCACCACAAAUGGAUCUGGUCCUCCCACGGCCUUCACCAAUGGAAUGGGCCGGGGAAGUCUGCUUCCAGAUGACUGGGAGGAGUUAAUACAGAAGAGCCGAGCCCGACAAGCCAAGACAGAGAUUGUAAAGGCAAAAUAUAUCAUCGGCUGCGAUGGGGCUCACAGUUGGACGAGGAAGCAGGUGAAUAUCCCUUUGGAGGGGUCAAUGACAGAACAUAUAUGGGGCGUAAUUGAUGUCGUUCCACUCACAAACUUCCCGGACAUCCGUCGUCUGGGAACGAUCACUCACUCGUCAGGAACGAUCCUCGUCAUCCCCCGCGAAAGAAGAAUGGUCCGCCUCUAUGUCCCCGUUCAAAUCGUAGACGCCUCGACAAACGGCCGCUUCGACCGCUCAACGAUCACCCUAGAGAUGAUAAAAGCCCGCGUCCAAGCCAUCAUGAGCCCUUUCACCUUCGACUUCCAGGUUUGUGAUUGGUGGACGGCAUAUCAAGUCGGACAGCGCGUUGCGCCGACUUUCAACAAGGGUACUCGGAUUUUCCUGGCUGGUGACGCGGUCCACACGCAUUCGCCCAAGGUAGGACUGGGGAUGAACAUGAGUAUGCAGGAUGGAUUCAAUAUCGGGUGGAAAGUCGCGAUGGUGGCAGUUGGCGCUGCCAAUCCUGCAAUUCUGAACACGUACACGGCUGAGCGACACCCGCUCGCGGAAAUGCUGCUGGAGUUCGAUCGGCUCUGGUCAGGCGAAUUCACGGAGACGAGUACGAAUGGGACCACGAAGGCGGACAAGGCGGAUCGAAUGGUCGAUGUGGUGGAGAGUUUCAUGGAUUUUGCGGACGGGUUGAAGGCGUAUUACCCGAACAGCUCGCUCGUCUGGAAGGUUUCGGAGGAAGAAGGACCGGCGGCAGCACGCAAUCUGAUCCCCGGCGAGCGAAUCCCUCCGAUGAAGUUGCGUAACCAGGCAGAAGGAAAUUCGAAAUGGACGACACGACUGUUUGAAAGUGAUGGGCCCUUCCGAAUUAUUAUCCUCGCGGGCGAUGUGCGGGUUGAGGCGCAGCAGGAGCGGGUUGCGGCUCUUGCGAGGAUUCUAGAAGGCGAGGAUAAGACCAAAGUCUCUCCUUUAUGUCGCUACAUGUCUAUCCCUGGGCGUGAGAGUCUGAUCGAGAUUGUGACUAUCCACAGUGCUCCCUGGGAGGAGGUGGAAUUCUUUGAUUUUCCCGAGAUUCUACGUCCAUUCGACCCUGUCAUGGGCUGGGGAUAUGAGAAUAUCUGGUGUGAUGCGUCUGCGACCUGGGAUCCUUACUGCCAGGGCAAGGGUUAUGAGAAAUGGGGUGUGGAUAGAUUACGUGGCGCAAUGUUGGUUCUUCGACCAGAUCAGUAUAUCGGGUGGUCUGGAGAAUUGGAAGAGGUGGACGAUAUGACUGCCUACUUGGACGGUGUACUGAUCAAGGUGCCAACACCUGAGUUAUAA